GCGCCCACGUGGGCAAGCACCCAUCAUUAAUUUCAUCCUGUCAUAUAAUGCACUGUGCCGACGUUUAUUUCAACUAUUUGUGUCCCUAAACUACGCUUCUUGACAUCACACGUGUUGAGUGAAUAGGCGGGCUGAUUUACGUGAGAGGUGCGUACUAACAUACGUUACACGACAUAUAUGCGCAUGCAGUGUACGUAGCACAUAGGACAUAGGGGCGUACUGAAAAGGGGCAUCCUAUUUUCAAUUGAAAAAAGAAAAAGAAAUAUAGAAAGAAAAGAAACUUCCGUACUGCAGUGCAAAGCUUAGCCAGUUGAGACAUCCCUAAAUAGAUUAUCAUUUAGUCAAAAUGUUGAGGGAUUAUCCCACGAUUUUUGCAUCCACAAUGUCUACUACCGCGACAUAUGAUAUGUUGCGGACGACGUCAUGAAAUGUGCCCAGAGCCUUUUCGGUGUCAACAAGGUCUUUGAGGGGUUUUUUUUUUUUUUUUUCGUCCCGUUUCACACGCAACAGUGAGAACGCUUAGAACGCAAGGAUGAUCUGGUGGCUCGCGCUACCUAGCUAUUGGCAUGCGCUGUUCACACACAACUUGCAACGCAGGAAGGUCGAAAACUUACUGUGCUUUGACAUCCCACGAAAGAAAUUUCUCCAUAUACAUACCUAUCCAUAGUCCAAGCAAGGUGAUGAAACACGCGAACCGUUGGGUCGUGAUGAAGCACUGCUCGCCAUGUUAUAGCCGUAACGGCAUUGCAAGGAACUGCGCACUUCGUUUCGAGCGGUAAAUGGAUAUUCGGGGAUAAACCAUGCAUAUGAGGACACUUCAAUAGUAUGCAAGAGGAUUCGAAGUUUCAGCUGAGUAGCUUGUACAUCCUGCUUAAAACAUCUGGCAGCAGUCGUCUGCAAUCUAUGGUGCUUGCGUUGUUGAUGGUAUGGCAGUGUUUCCUUUGUAGCUGGCAGACGUAAAGAUUGCUCCCAAGCACUGAUAAAUGACAUAAAAACAGAAAAUAUAGAUGCAGAAACUGUACCAGUACAUGGCCACACGAAGGAAAUAACGUAUAUCCUUUCUUUACGGUGCCGCAGCUGAUGAUCAUCAUCAUCAUCAGAAGCUUGUAUAUCAAAGGUGUCUGAUGGCGUUCUCUCGAUUUAGUUCUCUGGUACGUAGCUUGCUGAGUUAACAGUCGUAACAGGAACGAGUGGUACCAUUAGACAUCACAGCUUACGUUAGCCCUGCUGCAAAACGCGAGCGAAGUUGCGAUGAGCAAUACUAGCAGUGCCACGUUUGCUUCGAUCGCCGAGCCGCACUACCAGCACCAAGACAGCCCGUCAGAAUCCGAACACAGAGGGAAUGCCGAUGUUCGGCUUUACCUUGAGUCCAAACUUCCACAGAGCGGUGAAUCUGUGCCGCUGACGGCAGCCGUCGAACUGCUACGAAAUGAACUGAAAUGGCCCCAUCUGAGUUCAACAGAGGUGCUGAAUGCUUGCUUGGAGACAGCUGGCCGGUUGAACUUCCAAGUUAAGGAGGGUCAAGUUGUCAUUUGCCGUGGCAGAACGCCUUCGCUGCCAUCAUCCGCGGAUGGCGAGCCAUCUACGCCGGGACCCGUGUGCGCUGAUGUCAACGUGAUACAACCACUGCCCUACACCUUGGAGAACGAGUUCUUCCCAGUUCUUGUGCGACACAUAAUUAGCCCCGAAGCCAUCGUCGUAAAUUUGGCUGGAAACUUGAGCGAUCAGUUGGCAGAGAUGCACAAAGCAAUGAAAUUGUUCUACUCUCAUCCUGGCAAGGGGGGAACUGGCGGGCAGGAGAUAGCCGCGCAGGAUCUGGUUGCUGGCGCCUUGUGCGCUUACCGGCACGUCGACACGUCUGGUUCCGGAGCGGAAAGGUGGUGCCGUGGAGUUAUAACGGGUGUGCAUCAGGACGGCAUGAUCAGAGUCACGGAUGUCGACAGCGGCGUAAAAACCCUGAAACCAAGCACCAGCUUGCGCCAGCUCGCCUCGCAUUUCUGUACGCUACCACGGCAAGCUAUAACAGUACGGCUAUACCGGCUGCGUCCUGCCUACGGAGGGGUAUGGGGACUUGAAGCGUGUACUAGGUUGGCGGAGUUGGUCUGGGACGAGGCAGUCAUGUGCCGACUCGUCACCUAUGUAGAUGACAUGCCUGCUGUUAUCAUGUGCAAAACAAGUGGUCCAGAUGACAUCUUUGCGAGUAAUGUACUCAUUGAGGAAUGCCUGGCACUUCCACUGGGGUCGUCUGACGAUGAAGAAUAAUAUGUUCAGUUGGUAGAAUGUGGACUUCAUUGAUCACAGAGUUCUGCUACCAAUGAAUGGGAGUGGUCUGCAUCACCCCUUUUUUUUUUUCCCCUGCAGUGUAGGCACGGUGUACAUGUACAUUAUUUUUUUAUGAGCUCUAUGCUGCAAAGCCUGCAUGUUGUUUCUUAUGUUGUGUGGCAUUUUACCCAUUGUUGACUUCUGUAAAAGCCAUUCCUUUUCAUUGCCAUGUCUGUUUGUCAAAACCUUGCAACAGUUAUGUUAAACUUUGGUCAUACUGUGUGUGUGUAAUGUAUUGUCUUGGUUAUGUCUUCUGAAGUAGUUUAAAGGUACUCUAGGAUAAUUCAGUUCCUUUUCAAGGUCCUAACUAAGCAACUAAGACUCGCAAUGUCAUCACACUUCUGUGUUCACCAGUUGUUUUCCCACUGUACAUUUACAUUAUUUUAUUAUGUGCUGUAUGCUGCAAAGCCUGCCUGUUUUUUCUUAUCGUAUGUGUUGUAUCUUAUCCAAUGUUGACUUCUAUAAAAGCCAUUCCUUUUCA
Dermacentor andersoni is the source of this 2803-nucleotide messenger RNA. Its product is annotated as tudor domain-containing protein 5-like. NCBI's taxonomy places the organism in Eukaryota, Metazoa, Arthropoda, Arachnida, Ixodida, Ixodidae. The record is from RefSeq and is a predicted model, not a curated record.